AUGUACAAAUGCGUCAAUGUAGAUAGCCUGGACGAUGAAUUUCUAACCAAUAAAGAUUCAUUCAACAACUUAAACGUAAAGGAAAGAAGCAGUGGAAGGAUAGCUAAAAGCUAUUACGGCAAAAAUGAUGCAGAACACAUGAUGCAGAAUGCGGAAAAAAAUUACCUAAACCGUUUUGAUGCAGCAAAUGGGAAUCUCAACAAGAAUUAUCUCUACUUUUGUGAUAAUGUAAUGGAUGAAAAUAGCAGCAAAAAUAGCGACCUGAAUAGCAAAGCGUUAGAGGAACAUUUGAGCAACUACAGCUACCAUGUUGAUCCAGAGUACAUACGUAGUAAUAGUUAUGGAGGCUCACAAGUAAGGGUUGGCGGAAGCCAUCUAAUUAGUCUUAGUGAACAAAAAAACAUGAUUUUGUCCAAGGAGCGCAUUAACAACAGUUACUUCAGCAAAAAUUAUGACAACACAAGUGACGCCCACAGAAAUGAUUGCAACAAAAAUAGGGACCAAAUCGUCAACAUGAUAAGUAAUCAUUAUAAUAAUUUAAUCAGAACGACCAAUAAGGGCAUAGAAAAUAUAUACAACAAUUGCGAUGCUAUCAUUUCCAAACAAAACUACGAUAGCUCGUCCGAUGUUAGCAGUACUAUUUUGAUAAACAAAGACGACAUUACACAGAACAAUAACCAUUACGCGGAUUAUAACUGCAAUAGUUAUUUUAAUUAUCGCAACGAUCACACCUCUACACACCACUACAACGGCAGUGCCAAUAAUGGCGGCCAAAAUAAUGGCAGUAGGACUGGUCACUACAACGGUAGCAACAGUGGUUACAACAACGGAAGCAGCACAAGGAAUAAUAAACGACACACCAACGGCUGUAAUAAUGGCAGCCUCCUAAGCAGGAAUGGUAACUAUGACGGAGGAAAAAGGGAGUGCUUCCCUUAUGCACAUGAAAGCUCGCUGAACGAAAAUUUAAUACACGACACCUGUGACUACGCCAAAGUGGGGAAAGUCGAACUGGCAAUGCGAGACAACGAGCUGAAUUCGUUAUCUGUAUGCAAUGACGAAGACGCACAGAAUAGAAUUGUUCAAGAUAUGGAUGAACAAAUAAAGCAGGGCGACAUGUACUUCUCAAAUAGACUCCAGAGCAUUGAAAGGGAAAACACAAACAACCGAAUUAAGAUCUACGACAUAUUUAACAAUCUUAAUAUUAAAAAGAGUAAUAAUACAAAUAUGGGCAUUUUAAAUUUUUUGAAAAAUAAGAGGAAUAACAAAUACGCCUAUGAUAGCAAGGGUAUUCGAAAUGACGCUGCAGAAAAUGAGACCCUCAGCAGAGAGAAUCAGAGCAGUGGCGUGUGCAAUAAAGCAGGGAGAAUCUCUGGUGAGGGAAUCCCUGGGGAUGGCCACGCGGCGAAUGGCCAUAAUGCAGGGGGCGCCAGCCCAAGUGGUCAUAGCAACACUGAGGGAAGCUACAACAGUAACAGAUUCAACACUAUAAUGAGAAACGUUGAAAGUAACGACCCGCAUAAUAACCCCCCCGUGUUAAAAGGAUUCGCAUACAACGACGAAGAAGCAAAAAACAAACUAGCGACAUCCCAUCACAUUUUAAUCGAUAAGAAGUAUAUAGAGGAAAACGAGGAGAAACCAUCCAAGGCCCAAUUAGCAAAUAAGUCUAAUAUUAGCUCAUUUGAAACUUUCAAACUUUUAGAGAAGGAUGACAAUGGUGAUGUUACUAAUUUGUACAGAAUUGCACCGAAUGAAUUUUUAAAUAAAAGGAACAGCUGUUCAGAUGAAUGUAGUAAUAAAACCGAUUCCGCAAAAAAUAAGCAGAACAAUCCCUUCAUUGUGUAUCAUUAUGUGAAAAAGGAACGAACAGAUAAUGCAGCUUUGCUUCCCAACGGCAAGGGAAAGGGUGGCAGAAAUAAAAGCGGUAGCACUGGUAGUAAGGGUAACGAAAAAUGCAACGUAAACAGUGAAAGUAGCAAGAGAAACCCAAGUGGUAACAAUUUCGAAGAAAAUAACAACCCGAUUCAUAGCCAUUGCGUUGAUAACUAUGACUGUGGUAAGGAACUUCCCUCCCGGGGUAACAAGACCAACAGGAAAGGCCCAAUCCCAAGGAACCCGGCAACAAAUAGCAGUGAUAACUAUAAUAUAGGGAAAAAAGGCCUACAUAUAUUUAAAACAGGAUCGGAAGUACACAACGGCAGUUUUAACCAUUAUUCGAAGAAAGGCACUAAAAAAGACUCAUUUGACGGAGAACACAGAAUGGAUGUUAAGAGGAGAAAGCCAGACAAGGAUCAUCACCACUUCAAAGAAGGAUUUGAAACUGAUGGAGAAUUUCCUUUUAACGCGAAAUGCAAUGGAAACGAUACUUAUUACCUACACGAGGAAAACAGAAAAAAUGAAAAAGUAAAAACCAACGAAGAGUUAUCAAGUAAAUAUAUUUCUUCAUAUUCCGAGUCGUCCCUGCCCAGCUCCAUGCAAUCCUUUGCGGAGCCCAAAGAUAGGGUAUCCCAAAACAGCCGAAACUCCAGCAUGGAACUUACAAAAGAAAUAAAAAACAAGUGCGAAAAAAAAUGUAAUGUAAAAAGAAAAAUGGACAUGAAAGGGAAACAAAAAAAUGAGCAGUUCCAUCCAAGUAAAACCAACUCGUUAAUUGAUGACAUAAGUUGCAUUUAUGAGGACGCGAAGCAGUACAAUUUUAUCGAUGGAAUUGCCGGAAAUCGUAUGAAACGAAACGAUAACUGUCGACACAAUGUCAACGAGUCCGCUAACUGUGACAAUGCUAAUAAAUAUAAUAAAGGGAUUGACAUCGAUGUGAGAAUCCCCGGAGACCCACACAAUUAUGACGAAACAGAAGCGCCUCUGGAACAAAAUAACUGCAAACACGAAUGCAGAGACGUACCCACGGUGUAUGUCAAGAAAAAGAAAAAAAGAAAAAAAAAGAAACAUAAUGAGAAUGAUCGGCACACCGAAAGUGGUAGUGACAGGGAUGGAGCAAACAGCUGUGAUGAAGGUGGAGGUAACAAUGACUGUAAAAAGAGCCUCAAAGGUGAAGACAGUUCUGUGAGAAGCACGCACAGACGAAGCAACUCACCUAAUGUUAACCAAUCGGAUCCUAGGAACGCUGUUGAGAGGGGUAGUAAAAAAUAUUCAGGCGAACAUAAUAACGCGUUAAAAGAAGUAAUUACCCACAAGGGGGACAAUCAUGAUCGUGACAGUGAAAAGGGGAAUGGGCGUGACGACGCAUAUGAUCAUCUCGUCGCCAGCAAAGUCGCUCAUUCUAUGAACCCGUUUAGGCACAACAUGACUACCAACCCUAAAGAGGACGACAGUGGUGCUAACGAAGGCGUCCGAGGUAGUGACGAAGGGGACGAUUAUAAUAGUCGUGACCUUUUUGAUAGGCACGCCAAAUGCAAUGUCAGGAGGAGAUAUAAAAAAGGAAACGUGAACACUUUGGAGGAAUCGCAAAUUGCGCAGGAAUGUAACGAAAACUGUGUUACAAAGAAAAAAGAAAAAAAAAAGAAGAAAGAGGAGCCGUCAAAGACCAAAAAAACAAUGGCACAAGAUGGAAAUAUUGCACAAGAUGAAGAUAUUGCGCAUGGUGAUGACACGAACGUGCUCGUCAAAUGCAAAAUGAAGAAGAAAUCGAGUUACAUUAUUUCGAAUUAUGAGCUGCGUGCCUGUUCUAUGAGGGAAAAUGUACCAGGCAGCAAGACACAUUUUGUUGCCGCUUGCAAAAAGAUGCAUCAAACCAAAGAGAACACUAGUAAGAAAUCUGCCCUAAAAAACGGCGCCAACCAAAGUAGCAGUAGCUUCAACUCGUCCAGCAAUGAAAACUUCGAGCAAGACGAAGUCGAAUGUGAUAAUAAAGCUGUUCGCAGGAAGUCUGCUUGCUUGAAAGAGAACAAUAGAAAGAGGACGCAUAGCAAACCCCUGCACAGUAACGCUUCUAGCAUUAGGAAUAGCAGGGGGACGAACAAAGGCAAUAGUUAUAAUAGCCAAAGCCGAAGUAGCAACUCGAACAGUGCCAUGAGUGAUAUAGGCAGCAAUAGUGAAGACUUCCCUGAUGGCGAAAACCAAAACGUAAAAGCGAAAACAGGAAAGAACAGAAAUAGUCAUUUUCCUAAUAGCGGAAAAAUCGAAUUAACAUUUUGUAGUGGCCAAGAAGAGAGCCAAAGGUAUAGACGCGAAAGGGAAACCUUUGGUAACGGAACGGAGAACCGCGACUCCGACGCAGACUCCCACGUUGGGAAACAAAAUCGCCCAGUAAAUGGAGUCGAAAACGAUAGUCACUUCCCAAACAGUGUAGCGAAAAAAAAAAGGCAGAGCAAUUUGGCCAAAAGUAAAAACGGAAAACAACAGGAUGUCUCAACAGAAGAGGAAAACACCGAUUUUGACAAUUUAAAGGAAAAGAGAAAAAGGACGAAGAAGUAUCCCUCCACGGCUUGUAGUAGCACCCCCACGGAUGGAAGUAGCAAAUUAGUUUAUAACCCAAAUGGCAAUCAAAGUGCACAGCAUGACAGACGCAGCCAAGUAAAAAAGGGAAGCACCCCUCAUGGGGAUGAACAAAUUUGCGCAAAUGUGCAUCACGAAAGUGAGAACUUCUCUUCCAGCGACGCAAAAGAUGUCUCAAUGAGGGGGAAAAACGUGUGCACGAGAGACACCAAUAUACACCGUGCCCACCUCAAUGACCCACGCAUGAGCUAUGCAGACAUUUCCAUGACAAACUAUAGAACGCCCUCGUCGAAAAAUAGCAUGGAUAGCAUUGACAACCUUGCUAGUGGAGGCUCCUUAAACAAAAGAAAGGAUAGACAAUUAAUGACCCAAAGUGAAGAAAACUUUGGUGGUGCCCCCAAAGAAAUGUACCCCAGCGUGCAAUGUGCACCCAUGGGGGGUGGAAACAUAAACCAUAUGAACGCACAUUUGAAGAACAUCGCUUCGGAAAAUAACACAAAAGGUAUCGCUGCAAGUAUGAUAAACGCAAGUGAAUUUGCACAUCAGAGGGUUUAUUGCCAAAAUGGGGACUACAAAAAUUUAAUCAUGACGGGGGAUGUGACUAGUUGUGAGGAGAAAGUACUCCCAAUGGAGGAACAGCGAAUGGGAAGACAUCCAGCGAGAGACAGCAUCAAACAGCAGACCUCUCUCUUUUACGAAAAGGAUGGGAAGCUGGACGACAUCGUUAGACAUAGCAAUAAAAGCGAACUGUUGUGUAACCCAAAACGCAUGCUAAAUAGGACCUUGUUGAAUGGGGAUCCACCUAGUGGACACACCCCCCACAAGGAGCACAGAAGGAAAGAAACACCCAGUCAGGAUAACCCAUUUAAGCCGACACAGUAUUUAGACCAUAGGAGAAAAACAGAAAAUUAUCAUAACAGAAGUUGCAACAUUUCAAAAGAGGACAUCAUGUAUAACAACAUCUAUGAGAAAGAGGCCGGAAUUUUUUUAAAAAACAUUGUACCCAGUCAGUGGAGUGGAGGAGCUGAUACUUUCUUAACUGCACAUAGAAGCAAAAAGAACGGUGAAGGAGUAAAUGUAAGCUUACACACGAAUACAAGUAUGAAUAUAAAUUACAAACAUGAAGAUCCGCAUACGUACCAAAGUAAAAAUGCCUACAUGCUUGAGGAACAGAUCUUCCCAAGGAAAUUCAUUCAAGGGAAAAACUAUAACAACGCACUUUCUAACAGUCGCUUUAGUAACGAGGACAAGAAUGACGAAAUAUUGCAUGAAGAGGGAAAGAGACAUUUGUUCUCCUCCAGAGAUCAAGAAGUGGACAACAUAUACAGAAGGGAUAGCGUUUCCAAUGUGCAAGUGGUGGAUAGGGGAGCACCUGCACAUCUGAAAAAAUCGGUGCAAAGUACUUAUCAUGUGUAUGUAAAUAACGCAACACAGGAACAACCCCAACGAAUGGGACCCCCGUGUGGUUUCAUUUACUACCCAGCGGAGACCCACACUAAUGCAAAUGGUUAUACCCCUCAUCCAAAUUUCUUCCAAAAAGAAGCCAAAGCAGCGCAGAGGAGCAUCGAGAAAAAUCCCUUCUCCCUAGAUUCACACAUAAAAAGUGCAAACAUGGAUGGGAGAAUCAUUUUUUACAAAAUGGAGGAGCAAGAUACCAUGAGUGUCACGUCCUCUACGGAUAGAGAAAGCCAAAAGAAAGAAUACGACGCAAGUAGGAUUAAGGUGUUCGAUAAAACUCGACGGAGCAAUGUUAACAGGGAUCAGUCGGAUUGGUUUCCCUGUAAAACCGAUUUCGAACAAAAUGCAAGUGAGCGCAAACGAACGAACAACAUGGAGGGGGGAAUAUGCGCAAAAGGGUCUCAUCGCCGUGGGGAUCCUAAUGAUGAACAUAGCCAAAGGUACAUGCACAUGGGAGGGGCUGCCCCCUUCUCAGGCAUCUCCCCAAGCAACUGUGAGCGAUACAGAAACGGCGUAAACGACAUGGACGAACAAAAUGGGGAUGGUUCAUUCUCACGUCAUGGGAAAGACACAACCAUUCACAGUAUUAGAAAAAAUAACAACGGCGAUAAGAGCGGUGACAACAACGGCAAUGAUCGCGGCGGUAACAACAGUAGACAUUUUGAUAAGGGGAUUAACCUCCACGUGCGCAAUGCACCCAAUGAGGCAGAUACAAAAGGUGUGCAUAUGAACAGCCAAGUUGUGUACUCCGAAUUGGAAAGCGCAGCCGUCCCAAAUGAACUGCUAGGAAAAAAUAACGAAAAUUGCAACAAACCUUACAGUUCCACGAAUAGAAUACCGAGACAUCGCUUUACCAACAAUUUCUCUAUCGAUUUUGCGAACAUUCUGAAAAACUACAAAGAUAAAUCGAAUAAUUAUCUAAAUAAGCAAUACAUACAGGACUUGGAGAGAAUUCAUUUUUUAAUUCAAGAUUUUACAAACAGCUACCGCUGUAGCGAUAAUUUAAAAUCGAUUUUUCAACUCCUUCAGUACGAAAUUGAAAAGGAGAAAAGGGAGAAUCAAUAUUUUUGUCAAGAUCAGAAAUAUUUAGUUCUUACCAUGCCUCUAAAUGAUAUGAAAAAAAAUUCUGACAAUUUUGGUGAGCCCAGUCUGAAAGAACCCAUCUUCGAAUAUAAGCUGGAUGCGUGCCUUUUGGAAAAUUUAGAAAAUCAGUCGAAGGGUGAGUCCUGUAGUUGGGGAAGGAACCACUUAAGGGAGGAUCUAACAAAAGGAAACAAUUUAAUCAAGAAUUGUAGCAUGGGGGAUGACCUCAACUAUGACGACAGCGAUUAUGAUGCUAAUGACAAGUGUGUGGAGAAGUGCACUACAGGAAAUUGCAGAGGAUUAUGCAUGAGGUCGCCAAGCUGCGUUGCUUCCCCGAAUAGCACCACAGACGCCGAAGCGAUUGCCACGUCAGUGGUGGUACACGCGUACCGCCACAACGGUGGCGAAAGCAGCAAUGGCAACGACAGCGACAGGCAGGUCAGGGCCAACCGUUGCAUCAAUAACUUGCCCAAGAUGGACAAGUUGGGCAAACACUGUAUUAGCAAAAAAAGGUGCAGCGGAAGCUUGAACGAAAGUAUCUUGUCCAAAAUGAACAUAUUCAUAAUAAGGCACAAUAACCGCGUGUACAAAUUUAAGCUAAAUAGCAAUUUCCCCCUAAGAGGCAACCAAUUGAAUAACAAAAAAAAUGGCAGACUCUUUAAAUUACUUACUUCAUUUUAUAAACCAUUUUUCAAGCAAGCAUGCAACAAAAGAAAUGUUCUGCUUAAUGAAGACCUGCCCCUAAGUUAUGUCCACAAUUUGGAUCCCAGCAAGGAUAGCCUUUCAAAUGAUCAAACAGAUAAUGGGACUGCUAAAUCUUCACAUAUCAAUAAUGAAGACAACUUUUAUAAUAUUAUUCAAAGCAGUGGACUCACAAAUAUAGACGACCUAUUCAUUUCGGACGACGAGGUGAAUCUUAUUUAUAUGUAUAACAAUCAUCGCAACGAGAAGGUUUAUAGUUUAGAAAAAUUGGACGCAUUGAAAAGUCAAAACUCUACAUUGUCCACUCUCGAUGAUUGUGCUAACACGGGGCAGGAGAAUUACUCCUGUAAAAAAUUAACAGAAUAG
Plasmodium inui San Antonio 1 is the source of this 8058-nucleotide messenger RNA. RefSeq lists its product as hypothetical. The coding region runs from base 1 to 8058 and encodes 2685 amino acids. The record is from RefSeq and is a predicted model, not a curated record. The transcript has a single exon. Lineage: Eukaryota; Apicomplexa; Aconoidasida; Haemosporida; Plasmodiidae.